Molecule: messenger RNA, 1467 nt
Organism: Vicia faba (fava bean)
Lineage: Eukaryota; Viridiplantae; Streptophyta; Magnoliopsida; Fabales; Fabaceae
Source: the annotation of a GenBank genome assembly
AUGGUGUUGACAGUAGUUUCCUACACACAAAAACCUCACGUAGUUUGUGUUCCAUUCCCAGCACAAGGUCAUGUAAACCCUUUCAUGCAACUAGCCAAAAUCCUCAGAAGCAUUGGCUUCCACAUAACCUUUGUAAACAAUGAGUUCAACCACAGACGUUUGAUUAGUUCUCUUGGUGACGACUUCGUGAAAGGCGAACCGGACUUUCAGUUCGAAACCAUACCUGAUGGUUUGCCAGAAUCUGAUAAAGAUUCAACACAAAGCAUUGCUGCAUUGUGUGAUGGAACUAGAAAACAUUGUUAUGCUCCAUUGAAAGAGCUUGUUAAGAAACUUAAUAAUACUCCACAUGUUCCUCAAGUUACUUCCAUUAUGUAUGAUGGACUUAUGGGCUUUGCUAGAAAAGUUGCGAAAGAUUUGGGUCUUGCAGAUCAACAGUUUUGGACUGCAUCUGCUUGUGGAUUGUUGGGUUAUUUGCAGUUUGAUGAGCUUGUCGAAAGAAAUAUUCUUCCAUACAAAGAUGAAAGCUAUAUCACUGAUGGAUCAUUGGACCAAAACCUAGAAUGGAUCGAAGGAAUGAAAGACAUCCGAAUGAGAGAUCUUCCAAGUUUCGUUAGAACAACAACCUUAGACGAUAUCAGUUUCACUUGCUUUGGAUUCGAAUCUCAAACAUGUAUGAAACUCUCAUCCUCAGUCAUAAUCAACACAGUCCAUGAGCUAGAAAGCGAAGUCCUUGAUUAUCUCACAACCAUAAAUCCCAACAUAUACAACAUAGGUCCACUUCAGUUUCUAGGUAACCAUUUUCCUGACAGAGAAAACGGUUUCAAAUUCCAUGGUUCAAAUCUUUGGAAAAACGAUGUAACAUGUUUCAAAUGGUUAGACCAAUGGGAACCUGACUCAGUCAUCUAUGUGAACUAUGGAAGUAUAGCUGUUAUGAGUGAGGAACACUUGAAUGAGUUUGCAUGGGGUUUAGCAAACAGUAAGUUACCGUUUUUAUGGAUUAAAAGACCUGAUUUGGUAAAAGGAAAAGGAAAAUCAUCACCAUUGCCACAGGAUUUUCUGGAUGAGGUUAAGGAUAGAGGUUACAUAACAAGUUGGUGUCCUCAAAGUGAGGUGCUAGGUCAUUCAUCGGUCGGUGCAUUUUUGACUCAUUGCGGUUGGAAUUCGUCUCUUGAGAGUAUAUGUGAAGGUAAGCCUAUGAUUGGUUGGCCUUUCUUCGCGGAGCAACAGACGAAUUGUAGGUUUAUUUGCAACACUUGGGGGAUUGGGAUGGAUAUUAAGGAUGAUGUGAAGAGAGAAGAGGUGACUGAGCUUGUGGUGGAGAUGAUAAAGGGUGAAAAGGGGAAGGAAAUGAGAGAGAAAUGUCAAGAAUGGAAGAGGAAGGUGGUUGAAGCUGCUGAUACAGGAGGUUCUUCUUACAAUGAUUUCAAUAGGUUGCUCAAGGAGGUUUAUCAUUAUGAUGUUGUUUGA